This is a messenger RNA of Ramularia collo-cygni, 2172 nucleotides long. RefSeq lists its product as uncharacterized. Gene Ontology annotation, molecular function: DNA-binding transcription factor activity, RNA polymerase II-specific; DNA binding; zinc ion binding. Gene Ontology annotation, cellular component: nucleus. The record is from RefSeq and is a predicted model, not a curated record. The coding region runs from base 1 to 2172 and encodes 723 amino acids. NCBI's taxonomy places the organism in Eukaryota, Fungi, Ascomycota, Dothideomycetes, Mycosphaerellales, Mycosphaerellaceae. Gene Ontology annotation, biological process: DNA-templated transcription; regulation of DNA-templated transcription. The transcript is spliced from 6 exons.
AUGUCAGAAGCCGCUUCCCCUCGUAUGAUACCCGUCAAGCGCCGCAAUGGCAAGUUGCAAAGCUGUGAGCCCUGCAGAAAGCGGAAACUUUCAUGCGAUCACAGGCUGCCAUACUGUACGAGAUGCAUCAAAAGGGGAACCUCCAAUCUUUGCUACUAUCAUCCCGCCCCGAUGACAGGCCGAUCUGCUGCAGGCGCAAUUCCAUCGCCUAUACAGUCCAUUGCAACAUCUCCUCCCAACUCCGAAUUGAUGCCACAGCCUGCGCACACUUCCUCUUCAACUACACGCUCCCAAAGCGUUCCUCCCGAUCGCCACUCGAAGAUCUUGAGCGUCCCAUCGGCAGGAAUCCUGUUCGAAUCUUCCGAGAGGGUUCGAUCGGUGGGUUUCCUUGGUGUAACGAGCUCGACUGCCAUUGUAGCGGAACUUAACAGCAGUCUCGGCAUUAACGCACCUGAACUUCCAAACGAACCGCACAUUGGUUGCGUCUCGGAAGCACUUGUACGGCGAGGGGUGCAAGUUCUCUUGUUUUUUGAAGACGAAGCCCGAAUCCGACAAUGCUUGCAGCAUGGCUUUGGACUUGGAGACAAUGAAGGCUUUCUCAUCUAUCGUCCAGUGUAUAUGGCUUGGCUGGAAGGCUUUCUGCCGGUUCUCAAGAAUGCCGUCAGAACCAAGUCACUCGAGGCGUUGUCGGCCAAAAUAUCGAGAAACACACGGAAGCCAGUGAUAUGUAACCGCUCCACAACCGCAUUGGAUUKGGCGCAGGCAACCACGGGAGAGAAUGUGCGUUGGGAAACGCUUGGCUUAAUCCUCUCACUUACUGGAGUGGUCACUGCGUUAUUGCCCACCUGGCAUCAUUCAUUUGGUUCUAAUCCCAAAGAUGCAAGAUCGAAGCUGAGAGCGACUGUCUUUGAUCUGGUCAAUCUAUGCGUCGACUUCAGCAGAGCAUCCGGGAGUCGCGACGAGCUACUGGUUGUGCUUUUAUAUGACCGCUACAUCUAUCACGGUAUCAUACAAGGCGAUACCUCGACCGAGGCGUGGACCAGGUUCUCGGAAGUCUGCGACAUGAUCAUACUGCUGGGUAUACAUCUCGGGUCGAGCGUUGAUGCACAAACACCAUUCUUUUUGUGCGAGCUUCGGAAAAGACUGUUCUCCGUAUGCUUUACCAUGGACAAAUUCUUGGCCACCUUCCUAGGCCGGCCGCCAAAGAUCAGUUACAGAUACUCAGUACUGCAAGAACUAAGCGAUCUCUCCAACGAUGAAUUGUGUCUUGAUGAAGCGGGGAUACAAGUAGCUUUGAACGCACUCGAUAACGGCUGGAAUACUUCUCGUCGUCCAACCCGAACGACAUGGCGCAAGGCGCGCUUUGCCCGAGGCGAGGUCGCUGAAGACAUUUUAGAGAUUGCGAUUGGGUCACGCCACGAAAAUAUGGAACGACGCAUUGAGCAAGUCCAGAAACGAAGACAAGAAAUCCACGACGCCAUGCCAGAGUUUGCAAGAACAGACGCGGAGCUCGUCAUGUCAAAGAUGCAGACUGAUCCAGGGACGUUUCGCUUGCCUGGUUGGGACUGUGGAUGGACCCCAUUGGAUGUGCAAUGCGUGAUAGGCUAUCACUCAGCCGUACGACACCAAGACUUUCUGCUCGAACGAGCCGUCUUCAACAGACACAAGCAGGACUCCUCCCGGCUUGUCGCAGCGGCGAAAAGUUUGCUAACUCUCAUUACCAAGGCAUAUGCCUUGAAAGACUGCUGGCAAUUCAAAUGCGACAUUACAGAUAUGUUGGCAUUCUUCGCUGUACCAGCAGCUGGCGUACUUGCAAUGGAAAUUAUGAAGCGUGAUCAAAUCAACGACCCAAAUGACACAUUUCCUCGCAGCGAGACUGUUCAGCAGAUUUGUGUUCUCGUCAGUGCGUUGGAGGCAGUUAAUCCUGACGAAGGAGGGAACCACGCCUUAUGUGCAAUGGGUCUCUCUGCCAUGAAGAAAGUGCUUGAUCGUUUGCUGUCUAGACCCUUACCCCGACCAAUCGCCUGUGAUAUCAUCCAACCGCCAGUCCAAAUGGACCACUCUUUUGGCGUCUACAUGGACAAUGACGCAGAUUUCCUCCAAUGGAUGGACUCUACCGACUUCGACACAAAUCUAUGGGAUCCGCUACACAUGCAAGGAAACGUGUCCUGA